AUGGAAAGAACAUCUUGUGAAAGCAAGUCUUUGCGUGAGAUGUAUUCUAAAGAACUUCAAGAGCAUCCUAGUGCUAGGAGUCAUUUAAAUGCAAGAAAAUCGAACAAAGUAUCUAAAGAAAGAACAGAUCUUAAUCGAAAGAAAAUAGCCGAACAGUCAUCAAAGGAAUCGCUAAUGUUGAAGCUAAUUGGUGAUAAACAUGGACAGAAGUCAAAUUUCUUGGACGAUGAAGGUCAAGAAAUUGCGAAGUGCUUUACUUUGUCUCCACUUCACAUUUGGAAAUUUAAAGAUCGUUUCAACUCAGCGGAAUCUCUAGGAAUCCACGAAACUUUGCUGCAUCAUGUUAUAGACAACAAGUGGAACAAACGACUUAAACACAAACUUUACAAAGUCUUUAGAGGCGAGAAUGUUCAUGUAUCCGUUAUAGGAGGCUCGAACACAGCCGGAGGGCAUACAGAAAGACGAAGGCACAACAGAGGGCAUAUUUUUCGUGUUAUCUUAGAUUGGUGGCAAAAAGUCAUAACGCCUAUCACCGGUUCGCAUCUUAAGAUGCGUCAAAUUGCCAUGGGAGGGACCGGAAGUGACUUUUUUCAGUAUUGUUACAAAUCAUACGUUCAAGAAAAUGUUGACCUUAUUUUUCUUGAGAUGUCUGUUAAUGACCUUCAUGACUUACCGAAUCAAGCCAACCUUAGCCUGCCUCUUGAGCAGCUCACACGAGAGUUGCUUGACUAUGACACCGAGCCAGCAGUUCUAUACGUCAAUCUUUUCAGCGGUCGUUCCUACUAUCAAGGCUGCGCGAGCCUGGAAGAUUUUGGCCAGCGGCUGCUCUCGGACGUCUACAACAUCACAACUUUAGGGCGCGAUGCAGUUUGUCCCGUAGUAGAUGGGAAAUACAGAAUUCCUUUAAAUACAUGCAAAGUUGUUUGUAGCGACGGACAUCACAUAAAUCAAUUGGGGCAUGCGCAUAUAGCGCUUAUGGCGAUAAACCUAUUUCGUGAUGUUUUUUUGGACAAUUUGAAUCACAUGAUGAAGCUUCGUGGUCUCUUAUUGGACAGCUCAAAUCACGUGAGCAAAUUGCUUCCGCGACCGAUGUUCAUUCGAACAGAAAACAAGAUUAUCAGACAUCCACUUUGUUGGACGACAUUGACUCCGAAUUUCAAGAGGAAAAUCAUAAAAAACAGUAUGGAAGUUGGAGUGAUGGAAAAUUACGGUUUUGAUUAUUUACAUAACAAACGUAUUGGUGAUGGAGAAUGCUGGACAGAGAGCAAUUGUCGUGCUGAUGCAUACAGUGGAUGGACAGGAAAAGAUGUUGGGGCCAUACUUGUAAUGUCAUUUACAAUACCUCCUCUUCAUUAUAAACCUCGAACUGGGACGAGAUCGGUUGUCUUAGCAACACGGACAUGUUGGAAUUGCGGCAUUGCGGAAAGUUGGCUGGACGAUGACAUCAUGGGAAGGAAACGGCUUCAAGGACACAGCAAAUACGCGCAAACAUUGUUGCAACUUGUUGGUCUUCGCGUAGAGCCUGGGGACCACACAAUGAGCGUCAAACUUGUGCAUCCGGGAUAUUUCACAGUAGUGGGGGUUAUGCUGGGACCGCCAGAUGGGCCAUAUUAAUGUUAAGAUAGUCUAUGUCAUAUUUGGAAUGUAAAUGUGACAAUUUAUUCUAAUUACCUCGAGCUACGAUCCUAAAUAGCGUAAUUGAUACUUUAAAUCCUUCAAAGAUUCAAAUUUCUUCACUUGCUUUACAGCGAAAUAAUGUUGACGCUAAAUCAUCUCUCCUAAUGAAGCAACUGAAGGGAACGCUGUAAUUAUCUUUAAAAAAACGUGUUUUAUUAUAAAAAUUCAUGAAAAAAACUGCAACAGAAGCAAAUCAUAAAGUCAAAAAACAAUUUUGAACCAUUAAAUGGACAAAAAUCUAGCGCUGUCAGUUUUCCACGCUAUGAGCGUGAACCUAGUUUAUACAGGAUAUUUUACAAUAGUAGGGUGGUAAUGGUGUAACCACAAUAAUGGAGCAUAUUAUGCUAAAUGGUCUAUGUCUGAUAAUCAUCAUUUGUAGCUAUAAAUAUUGUCAUCCAAAGGAAAGACUUGAAUUGUAAUAAUAAAUUGUAGUAAUAGUAUACUAAUUAACUCAUUACGUUCCUACGCGA
Messenger RNA from Xenia sp. Carnegie-2017, 2147 nucleotides. RefSeq lists its product as uncharacterized. Lineage: Eukaryota; Metazoa; Cnidaria; Anthozoa; Malacalcyonacea; Xeniidae. The record is from RefSeq and is a predicted model, not a curated record.